GCUUGCUUGAUCAAUUUUUGAGUCCUGUAUUUUGGAUCCUGGGUGUUUCUUAGCACGAUGCAAUGAUUCUCGACAGGGAGGGCAUUCUCGUAUGACGAGGAUUUGCUGGCCGGCUGACAAUGGCGGCGAACCUUCUGAGCCGUGUUUCAAAUAUUUCUCAGCUGCCUCUUCUAUACAAGGCCACUGGAAACGAUGAGUCACUUGUACCAGCAACAACACUAACUGAAAUCAAGAAACUAACGUUUGACUCUAGCAAUUCCCAGCAGCACGUCCAGGAUUUCUUGCUAGAGAAGCUGGGCUCGUCUGGAUGCUAUUCACGGGCAAAGUGUCUUCGCAUUCUGAAGUACUUAGUAGAUCAUGGCCCUCUGGAAUUCACUAUCGCUCUACGGCGCAAAGCAGAACCUAUAGAGAGGUGUAAAGUGUUCACUGGACCUGUAGAUCCACUGCAUGGUGAUGCCUUGUACGUCGGAGUUCGAAAGCAAGCCAUGGAGCUGCUUGAGGUACUUUACGAUGACAAUCUGGACGCGCAGAGACGUAUGAACACUGCCCCGCCAGCGUACAGUACUGGUGGUAGUGCUGGGGGCUAUGGUUCGGAAUCUACCUCUUCUUCCUCCUCUUCCGGUAUGAUGGGAAUAGCUGGUCCGUCACAGCCUCACCAGUCCUAUGCCAUGCAACAGUCAUCAUCAUCAUCAGCAUCGUCUUCAGCAACCAACCAGUACAAUGCUGAUGGUAGUAAGAAGAUGUGGGGAUUUGGAAACACACCAAUGCAGCAAGAGGAAUCCUCUAUUCUUGAUACAAUCAAGACCAAGGCAGUGGGUGUGGUGGAUACGUUACAGCAACAAUGGUACAAGGGUUCUAAUCCGCCAGCGUCCGGUUCCCUAUUAUCCAGUGGUGCUGGGUCGUAUGUAUCUGCUCCUGCCUCUAGUUACACCAGCGGGCGCUACGACACCGGCACAUCGCAUGAAGCUGAAUACUCCUCAGAGCGUGCUGUUGGUCGUCCUGGUGGUGGCUGGGAUACAUCAACACCACCACCCGUUGCACAGCCGGUGUCCAGCUCUCAUUAUCAGCCUGGUGGUGUAAUAGCUGAUCCUGUAAGCACACCGUCAAGAGGAGCAUCCACUCCAUCAGCAGCGUCCUCUUCUCAAACUACUGACAACGGCGGUGCAGCCACCACAAGCACUGCCGGUGCCAGCAGCAGCAGCAGCAAUACACAGGCGGCCGAAGAGCGGCUCGUCGGGGAAUUCACCACGGUGACCGGUGUGCGCGCCGCACCCAGUCGCGAUCAAGUGCAGCAGUUUGUACAGAGGUGUAAGCGGCGAGAUAUGGCCGUCGUUGUGGAGCUGCUGCUAGCUACGCUCAAUCCAGCCACGUCCAGUUCUCAAGUCCAAAUUCGUUCCAUGUGUCUACUGGAGGAGCUUUAUCGUUGUGAUGUUGGUGGUGCGUCGGAGAUAGUUUCCGGCACGUCUGGUCCAGUUCUGCAGCAACUGUUACAGGCUAGUCAGGGCCCCGUUCACAGCAAGGCAUCCAAGUUGCUGCGGCAGGUGAAUCCGAUGGCGGCAACAGCACCAUCUAGCACCCCUGCAAGCCAGCCCGCAUCUGUGCCCGCACCAGCUUCCACUGUCACAGCAGAGACAUCAGCAUUUGCCGACAUUCUCAACCUCUCCACACCGGCCUCUGAUGUUACCAGUACUCAGGUGCCUCAGACUGGCAGUGCUGGAGCAAGCAGUGCACAGCAGAACUCUGGUGCCAUGUUUGCCGGUAUGUCAAUGGGUGGUACAUUGCAGACACAGCCCCCGCCACCCCAGCAGGCAGCAGUGCCGCUCAACCAGACAUCUAGUCCAUCAGUCAUGGCAACUGGAGCGGCGGACCCAGGCGUAUCCCUGAUGGCUGGCCUGACUCUGUCCAGUAAUCAGACCACUGCCUCUGCAUCUAGUUCUAUGCUGACUGGCAACAACAUGUCAGCAGUGCCUACACGUACACCAGUGUAUGCAUCUGCCGGUGGCGAUCUCAUAUCGGGUCAGGAGGUUGACUUGUUUGAUCCACUCAAAGGCCUCACCGCGGGUGCAUCUCAACCUACUGCACUACCUGCUACAAUGGCUAGCUCACAAGAUCUCAUGUUCUCACCAGCAGCAGCAGCAGCAACAACAACCCCCAAUAUGAUGCAACCGCUGCAGCAACAACAGCAGCAGCAGCCUGGCGGUAUGAUGAGGAAUACGGGCAUGAUGGCCCCGGGACAAACAACCCCUGGUCAGGGUACGAUGGCUGCCGGUAUGCACAUGCAUCGGCCGCAGCAGCAACAGCUGCAAGCUGGCAUGAUGCAGUCAACGGCUGGCGGUGCUGGAGGAGUGGGUAUGAUGCGCCCGAUGACCAUGUCCAGCCCCAUAAACCCAGCAGCCGCAGCCGCAGCACCAGCUCAACCGCAGGGCGUGUACAUGGGACCGACAGGACGUACCCAGGUGCAGCUGGCAAAGACUGGUGAUGCUGAUGCCGGAUUCUCCUUUCUCGGCAAGAACACGAAGGCCGGCGCGUUUGACUUUGUCCAGGACGCCAUGAAGGCGGAGAAGAAAGUAUAGCCAUGCUUGGUAUCGCUACGUAUGUGCUCUCUCUCUCUCUCUCUCUCUCUCGUUCUCGUACACGCACAGCUACGUCUUUCUCCUUUGCCCAAGCUCACGACGUGUUUCUUUUCCUAUCCUUGUGUUGUUUCUUGGCGGGAAGUCUUGGAAAUCUUGUUACACUCUCUCUCACCCCCCCCCCCUCCACACACACACUCACUGCGUUUCUUCACCAUGUCCAUUAUUUCAUGUGGGUGCUGGUUGAAGCAUUGGAGAGACGGAGACAACUUUUAUCCCAUGCACUGUCUGGCACACGUGCAGCCUGUCACAGUAGACUCGUCUUUUCAGCUGCUGCUGCUAUCAUCAUUGCUUCUCUUGUGCUCUACAUACUUAUCAGCUGCUGCUGCUAUCAUCAUUGCUUCUCUUGUGCUCUACAUACUGUCGUUGCGGGACUGGCUUUCUACAUCAAGUCACCCUCCAUGGUUCAUGAGUGCCCCUUUCACAAUAUUCCCGUGUCCCUGCAAAGUAUCCAAUCCUUACUCUAACCUUUAUUGCCAGUAAAUACUCGAUUUUUGCUUCUCCAGAGAAGGCGUAUAAUACGACAGUAUGCCUGCUGUUACCUUUGUGACCAGGUUUCUUACUCAACCAAGAAUUUUUUUCUGGUCUCACUGCACACUUUGCUAUUUUUGUUUGCAGUGUUCGCUUCACACCAGCAACUUUCUAGGCACUGUUCUACUUGUCAGCAUUCGGUUUCGCUGCGGUAUUGCUGCGGUUUGCUGCGGUUUGUUGUUGCAGUAUUUGUCCCAGAGUUUAUCAUCUCCCAAUUUUAGGUGCAAAGUUGUUGGCAAGAGGUCAGCCGGCCUGGCGAUUGCGCCAAAUGUAGCGUUUGGCUUUUCAUCUCUUCUUUGCUCCUCUCAACGUUAGGUGUUUUCUAUUUAUCACAUUAUCAUCUUGUCAUGUUCACGCCACAUCAUUUUUAAAAUUUACCGCUUUCAAGUGAGCACAUUGCCCUGUUGGUGUUUGAAACCUGCUAGCCAUCACAUAAAUACUAGUCUUCAUGUCCUAAGUUUUAGUCAAAAUGUUUUGUUGAUGCCACGGCGCCACCCCGUCCCAGAAAUAUUUUCCAUAUUUUUGAAAGAAGUCCUCAUAGAACACUUGCAAGUUUUUUUAAACCUUUUUAGGAGGCUUUUUAUCUAAAAGCAUCAUCAGCGUGAUGACUGUGUAUUUUACCUCCUCUGG
This is a messenger RNA of Sycon ciliatum, 3791 nucleotides long. Its product is annotated as AP-4 complex accessory subunit Tepsin-like. The transcript has 20 exons. Gene Ontology annotation, cellular component: trans-Golgi network membrane. Lineage: Eukaryota; Metazoa; Porifera; Calcarea; Leucosolenida; Sycettidae. The record is from RefSeq and is a predicted model, not a curated record. The coding region runs from base 120 to 2573 and encodes 817 amino acids.